ACGCGGCCCGCCGGCCCCCGCUGACACGCUCCCCCGGGGUGCGGUGGCCUCGGGCCGCCCGAGGGAGGGCUGCGCGCGGCCCCGGGCCUGCUCGCCGCGCGGCUCCGCGCGUCCCGGGCCAGGAAGUGGCGGCGCCGAGCGCCAUGGCGCACUCCCCGGUGCAGUCGGGCCUGCCGGGCAUGCAGAACCUGAAAGCAGAUCCAGAAGAGCUUUUCACCAAGCUGGAGAAGAUUGGAAAGGGCUCUUUUGGAGAGGUGUUCAAAGGCAUUGACAAUCGGACUCAGAAAGUGGUUGCCAUAAAAAUCAUUGAUCUGGAAGAAGCUGAAGAUGAGAUAGAGGACAUUCAACAAGAGAUCACAGUGCUGAGUCAGUGUGACAGUCCAUACGUAACCAAAUAUUAUGGAUCCUACCUGAAGGAUACUAAGCUGUGGAUAAUAAUGGAGUACCUUGGCGGAGGCUCUGCCCUGGAUCUGUUAGAACCUGGCCCUUUAGAUGAGAUUCAGAUCGCUACCAUACUGCGGGAAAUUUUGAAAGGCCUGGAUUAUCUGCACUCGGAGAAGAAAAUCCACAGAGACAUUAAAGCGGCCAACGUUCUGCUCUCUGAACACGGAGAGGUGAAGCUGGCUGACUUCGGCGUGGCUGGCCAGCUGACGGACACUCAGAUCAAGAGGAACACCUUCGUGGGCACCCCUUUCUGGAUGGCACCCGAGGUCAUCAAGCAGUCGGCCUACGAUUCCAAGGCAGACAUCUGGUCCCUUGGCAUCACGGCGAUUGAACUGGCCAAAGGAGAGCCACCGCACUCGGAGCUGCACCCCAUGAAGGUGCUGUUCCUCAUCCCAAAGAACAACCCCCCCACGCUGGAGGGGAGCUACAGCAAGCCGCUCAAGGAGUUCGUGGAGGCCUGCCUCAACAAGGAGCCCAGCUUUAGGCCCACUGCUAAGGAGUUACUGAAGCACAAAUUCAUAAUCCGCAACGCCAAGAAGACGUCAUACCUGACGGAGCUCAUCGACAGGUACAAGCGGUGGAAGGCCGAGCAGAGCCACGAUGACUCCAGCUCGGAGGACUCAGAUGUGGAGACGGAUGGCCAGGCGUCCGGAGGCAGCGACUCAGGGGACUGGAUCUUCACCAUCCGGGAGAAAGACCCCACGAGUCUGGAGAAUGGGGCUCUCCAGCCGGGAGACUUGGAGAGAAAUAAGAUGAAAGACAUUCCAAAGAGGCCUUUCUCUCAGUGCUUGCCCACCAUUAUUUCGCCUCUGUUUGCUGAGCUGAAGGAGAAGAGCCAGGCGUGUGGAGGGAACUCGGGGUCCAUAGAGGAGCUGCGGGGAGCCAUCUACUUGGCAGAAGAGGCCUGUCCUGGCAUCUCCGACACCAUGGUGGCACAGCUCGUGCAGCGGCUGCAGAGGUACUCUCUGAGUGGCGGCGGAACCUCAGCUCAGUGAAAGGCCUUCGGCAUUUGGGUUUGGUUUUUCCUUUCUUCUUCAUCUUCCUUCUUCUUAAAAGUCAAUGAGAGCCUUCGCCAACUCUGCGACGAGGCGCCACGUGAGGCCGCCCUCCACGGUGCCGGCCCUGUCCACGACUGUCCUCGGCGUGCCACAGCCAGACGAAGCCUUUCAGCUGGGGUGGGAGGGUCUAUCCUUCAAGCAAUUAUUUUAUUUUUUUAUCGUUUUUAAUUUUAAUCAUAGUGCACAUAUUCAAAGAAGGUUUUUAAACACACAGCCCUGACAUGUAUAUUUGGACUGAUUGGCGAUUGCAGACAAGCAACCUCAGGUACCCUGCUUUCUAUGACAGCUCCUUCCCCCGGGAGACGGAGAGUCGCUCUGGUGGGUCCCUGUACAGAUCUGUAUAUAGCGUCAUUUUUACGGAAACCCUUUUGGCGUGUACAAGGAGUCCCUGUGCACAUGGCCAAGUGCUUCUGUAGAUAGUGUCUGUGGAGUAAAUAUUGGACAGGCCAGAACUCGAGUCUAUUGCCUUGCCUUUAUUACAUGUAAAUUUUGAAUUCCGUGACCAGUGAUUUGGAUCUGAUUUUGUAUUUACAGGGUCUGUCAUUAAUAAUAAUUAACCCCGUGGAGCACCCCUGUUCGUGCCUCACAGAUGCACGUCUUGUCCCUUUUUGGUACACAUAGCCGCCUUCCUCGUCACCGAUGGUACUGUUUAGUGUUUUCGGAUGGAACAUACCUUGUCUCACGGGGCUUUAAAUUAUUAGUUUCUCCCAGAUGAAGUGCUCUCAUCUAUCUUCUGUUGAGUCCUGCCGCUGCGCCUGCCGACGGCCGUGCUGCGCGGCCCCUUCUGUUGGCCCUGUCAGAACCUGCGAUCACCAUCUUUCCACCUGAAUGUGUCUGAAUGCUUACACGAAUAAAUUUUACCACUCA
Molecule: messenger RNA, 2369 nt
Organism: Psammomys obesus (fat sand rat)
Lineage: Eukaryota; Metazoa; Chordata; Mammalia; Rodentia; Muridae
Gene: Stk24
Product: serine/threonine kinase 24
Exons: 11
Coding region: 144-1439 (431 amino acids)
Biological process (GO): protein phosphorylation
Molecular function (GO): protein kinase activity; ATP binding
Source: RefSeq, a predicted model, not a curated record